This is a messenger RNA of Cuscuta campestris, 1476 nucleotides long. Lineage: Eukaryota; Viridiplantae; Streptophyta; Magnoliopsida; Solanales; Convolvulaceae. The record is from the annotation of a GenBank genome assembly.
AUCAUCUCUCAGAUGAUUUCAACAAGACCGUUCGGAGCUCCGGUCUUCAAUUCAAUUCCUCCGUCUUCCUCCUCGUCCCGUCCAGGAGGCUAAGAAAUCAUGGAAAAGGAACUUGUUGAGCUGUACGAGGUGGUGAGAAAGGCAGCUGAGGCGGCUUCCGUUGAAGGAGAUGAUGCAGAGGAAGCAAGGUGCCUUGAUGCUAUGAAGCAGCUGAAAAAGUUCCCUGUAAAUUACAAUGUCCUUGUCUCCUCUCAGGUUGGGAAAAGCCUUAGGAAGCUAACGAAACACCCAAGGGAGAAGAUCAAGGCUUUGGCUUCUGAUAUAGUCGAGAUAUGGAAGCAAAUAAUCGUAAGAGAAACCAUGAAAAACAAGAAUUCUGAAAAUCCUGCAAACCAGAAGCCAGAAAAACCAGAAACCAUGAAAAACAAGAAUUCCGAAAAACCUGCGAACCAGAAACCAGAAAAGCCACCCAUUACAGCAAAGCCAGAAAAUGUGAAAAACAAGAACCCCGAAAAUCUCGAGGAUCCCGAUAAGAGAAGCCAUAAAGUUCCAAAAACUCUACCCUCUGUGAAGCCCGAGAGGUCAAAUCCGUCAUUCUCCAAAAAACCAGAAAAUCCCGCCCCGCCAAAACUCUCCGGCCUCAUUUACACCAAAGAUGCCGACAGGGACCAGCUGCGGGAAGCCAUAGCAAAUGCACUAUGCAAAGUCUCCGACGAGUCGGAAGGCAACGAUGACAUCAUCGCCAAAGUCAACGCAUGCGACCCCUACAGAGUCGCCGUACAGGUGGAGACUGCCCUGUUCGAGAAGUGGGGCAGCGCGAAAGGCUCCAACAAAAUGAGGUACCGCUCCGUGAAGUUCAACCUCACGGACAGCAAAAACCCCGACUUCCGGCGUAGGGUGCUCCUCGGGGAGUUCCCGCCGCAUUCGAUUCCGGAACUGACCCCGGAGGACAUGGCGAGCGACGAGAGGAAGAUGCAGAACGAGAAGAUAAAGGAGAAGGCACUGUUCAACAGCCAGAGGGGCGGGCCCUCCGUGGCGAGCACCAAUGCCUUCAAGUGCGGCAAGUGCGGGAAGAGAGAGUGCACCUACUUCCAGUUGCAGACGCGGAGCGCCGAUGAGCCGAUGACCACUUUCGUCACCUGUGCCAACUGUGACAAUAGAUGGAAGUUUUAGAAGAAGAAGAAGAAGAGUUUGUGUUGUCACUUGUGUGGCCAAAUUCUUUAUAUCUUUGUGUUGGUUGGCAUUGUAAGCUCUCUCUCUCUCUCUCUCUCUCUCUCUUUCUCCUUCAGUUAGGUACUAUCAAUCAUUUCUUGACUAUUUGCUAGCUUUUGUUUUUAAAAUCCUUCAUUUUAUUGCUGAAGGUUCUUCUUUGUUGUAUGGUUUGACAUUCUUUUUCAAUAAUCUGUAGUAUUUGUAGUUGGGAGACCUUUGGGUCUUUAGUUUGUAACUUAUAUGAUGGUUCUUUUUUUAAACCUU